Molecule: messenger RNA, 1716 nt
Organism: Cydia amplana
Lineage: Eukaryota; Metazoa; Arthropoda; Insecta; Lepidoptera; Tortricidae
Exons: 3
Coding region: 795-1607 (270 amino acids)
Biological process (GO): proteolysis
Molecular function (GO): aspartic-type endopeptidase activity
Source: RefSeq, a predicted model, not a curated record
ACAGAGGUGAACGCAGAAAUUUUACAGAAGUUUGAAGAACUCCAGCAACGGGUGUCACAGCUUGGAGUAACUCCUACUCCACAGGUUAAUGCUAUUAAGGUUAAACUCCCCAGCUUUUGGACUCAUCAACCUAAACUUUGGUUCGCUCAGGCAGAAUCCCAGUUUGACACAGCAGGCAUCAAGUCAGAUGGAGCUAAAUAUGGCUAUGUUUUGUCCAUGCUUGAUACAACAUCAGCCAAGUUAGUAGAAGAUUGUAUUUUAAACCCACCGGCCGACAAUAAAUACAUAAAAAUAAAAGCAGAAUUAAUUAAGAAGCUUUCUAUUUCUAGACCUCAAGAAAUACGCCAACUGCUUAAUGGAGAAGAACUUGGUGACCGGAAACCUACAGUGUUCCUGCAACAUCUCCGUUCUCUGGCAGGAACUUCUAUGGGAGAUGAAGGCAUCCUCCGUGAAUUAUGGCUACGUCGACUACCACUAGAGGUACAGAGAAUUAUUAUUGGACAUAAGGACCUGGGUUUGGACAGUGUAGCUGAAAUAGCUGAUGCACUUUUGGAGGCAUCACCUCCGGCUGUUGCACCUGCUACCUGUGCAGUCAACAAUAACAAUACUUCUGGGCCGUCGGAAAUGACUGCUCUCAUGAAGUGCAUUGAGGACUUAACAAUGAGAGUUGAAGCCCUCAGUACCAGGGAUUCCCAGCCAUCUCGUUUCCGCUCCCAGCCUAAUUCACAGUCGAAUUCUAGACCCGGAGGACGUUGGUGCUGGUACCACAAACGCUACGGCAAAAAUGCCACAAAAUGUAUCUCUCCUUGUACCUGGAAACCCCGUCAAGAGGGAAACUUUCCAGGCAAUCAGUAGUGGCGGCUUCUGAUUGCUCAACAUCCGGCCGCCGUUUAUUUGUCAGGGAUUCCAAGACAGGUCACCUAUUCUUAAUUGAUACUGGGUCUGAUAUCAGCUGUUUCCCACGCAACCUGCUUAAGGGAAGAUAUAUUGCCACAACGUUUGACGUUCGAGCCGCCAAUGGAAGCGCUAUAAAAACUUAUGGCACACUUCCCUUGCAGUUAGAUCUAGGUUUGGGUCGAUUUUUCAAAUGGAAUUUUGUGAUUGCAGAUGUUGGUGCACCUAUCAUCGGCUCAGACCUAUUGGCUGAAUAUUACCUGAUACCUGACUGCCACAACCAACAGCUGAUAGAUGGCAACACAAGGAACUUUGCUCCGGCUACCAUUGCCCAAAUUAAUCAACAAAGCGUCAAGGCAAUUGUUGCAGAGUCACCAUUCUCAAAAAUCCUGUUGGAAUUUCCUGAUAUUUUGCGUCCACCUGGACUCCCACGGAUUGUGAAGCACUCAACAGUACACCACAUCAUCACUACAGAAGGGCCGCCUGUGUCAUGCCGCCCACGAAGACUUGCCCCUCAAAAACUACAGGCAGCAAAGAAAGAGUUUGAUGAUAUGUUGAAGUGUGGAACUGCUCGCCUAUCAAGCAGCCCCUGGGCCUCACCCUUACACAUGGCAAGAAAAGGGACCCUGCAGAGCAUGCUCGACAUCUUCGAGCUCUGUUCCAGAGGUUGUCCAAGUAUGGAGUCGUCGUCAACUCCUCGAAGUGCGUGCUAGCCGCAGACGAGUUUACGACGGAUAUAGUCCAUGUCCAAGGAAAGGAGAACGUCGUAGCGGACACGAUGUCAAGAGUGGAGGCGAUUCGGAUCGAGGAGGAUUACGCGGA